This is a messenger RNA of Aspergillus mulundensis, 906 nucleotides long. RefSeq lists its product as uncharacterized. Bases 1 to 906 code for a protein of 301 amino acids. The record is from RefSeq and is a predicted model, not a curated record. NCBI's taxonomy places the organism in Eukaryota, Fungi, Ascomycota, Eurotiomycetes, Eurotiales, Aspergillaceae. The transcript has 4 exons. Gene Ontology annotation, molecular function: thiopurine S-methyltransferase activity.
AUGGCAUCCGACUCGCAACCCCCCGCGCCAAAAGGCCGUCUGAUCUCUCAUUUCGAGAACCGCCCCGCCCCCUCCCACGCAAAAGCAUGGUCCGACCUGUGGGACUCCGGCGAGGACUCGCUCUGGGAUCGAGGGAUGCCCUCGCCUGCGCUGAUUGACCUGCUGGAGAACUAUCAGGAUACACUUCUCCAUCCCAUGGCAACUCAGGAAGGCAAUGGGAAUGGGAAUGGGAAUGGGAAUGAGGGGCAAGCUAGGAAGAGGAAGAGGAAGAGGGCGCUCGUUCCGGGCUGCGGGCGCGGCUACGAUGUGCUCACGCUCGCGCUGCACGGGUUCGAUGCGGUGGGCCUGGAGAUCUCGGGCACGGCUGUUUCUGCGGCGAGGGAGUUUGCAGAGAGGGAACUUCAGCUUUCUUCUUCCGGUCCGCGUGCGAAUGCGAAGUAUUUCGGGGAGGAUUUUGACGUUGAUCGCGCACGCGCUAGACAGCUGGGCCUGGAAACUGGGACUGGGAAAGUGCACUUCUGCCAGGGAGAUUUCUUCGAUGAUUCCUGGCUUGCCGAACUAGACGCUGACGAAGAUGGAGAUGGACUUGUCGGUGGCAGGAAAUUCGAUCUGGUGUACGACUAUACCUUCCUCUGCGCCCUGCACCCAUCUCAGCGCCCGCACUGGGCGAGGCGAAUGCGCGACCUCCUACGACCCGGCGGACUGCUGGUCUGUCUUGAGUUCCCGAUGUAUAAGGAUCCGGCGCUGCCUGGGCCGCCGUGGGGUGUGAAUGGGGUGCAUUGGGGGCUGUUGGCAAGUGAGUUUUCGAGGAGGGUGUAUGUGCGUCCGCGGCGGACGUUUGAGGUUGGGACGGGGACGGAUAUGCUUAGUGUUUGGGAGAGGAGGGGGGAGGGAUGUGGUUGUUGA